Messenger RNA from Paramuricea clavata, 618 nucleotides. The record is from the annotation of a GenBank genome assembly. Lineage: Eukaryota; Metazoa; Cnidaria; Anthozoa; Malacalcyonacea; Plexauridae.
AUGAGUUCAACAGGUUAUGGGCCCAGGAGCAAUGCUAAGCUGCAAAGACUUUUAUUUGACGGAGAUGAAACGAAAUACGAGCUUUGGGAAGAGAGGUUACUCGGUUAUUUGCAAACCAUAAAAUUGAAGAAAACAAUUCUAUCGUCGGCUCCACUUGAGGAAGAAGGCGACAAAGCGAAGAAUGAAGAGAGUUACGCCGAGUUAAUACAACUUUUGGAUGGUAGGCCUACUAGCCUAUCGUUAGUGAUGAGAGAUGCCGCUGGCGAUGGAAGGAAAGCCUUAAAGAUUUUACGAGACCACUACGCAAGCCAAGGUAAACCUAGAAUAAUAGCACUUUAUACUGAGCUCACGUUACUCGAGAAAGGAACAAGCGAGACAGUGACAGACUAUCUAAUACGUGCAGAAAGAUCGAUUAUGGCCCUGAAAAACGCUAAAGAGACACUUAGUGACGGGCUUGUUAUUGCCAUGAUAUUAAAAGGCUUACCUGACUCAUACAAAUCCUUUGUUGUCCAUAUUACACAAAGUACAAGUGAAAUUACAUUUGCUAUUUUCAAGUCUCAACUGAAAAGCUUUGAAGAAACAGAGAAGUUUAAUGUAAGCCAAAGACUGAUCAAGUAA